AUGUCUUGGAAAAGUACUGCUAUCAAGAAGGGGAAACGGGCUAGGGUAUCUUCACCAGAGAGCUUUAUGGUUCUCUUAAGUUAUUUAGUCGUUAUGGUAAUGCAAAUAUUUUUACCAGCAUAUCUAGGAACACAGAUGACUUACGAGAGUCAGAAGUUGGCAUUUGCUGCUUACGCCAGUGAAUGGAUACCGCAAUCGGAGCCAUACAAACGCAGCUUACGUUUGUUUGUUGAACGUUCUAAUACGCCUAUAGUAUUUACUGGUUUGAAAAUGUUCCCUCUGACUCUUAGUACAUUUGUAUCGCCUAUGUCACGUGAGGAUUUUGUGUUCAUGAUAUGUUACACAAUCGCUAUGACACUAGAAAUAUUUUAUCCAGCAUUCUUGGGAGCAGAAUUGACACGAGAGAGUGAACAUUUGGUGUUCUCGGCAUACUGUAGCGACUGGAUCUCUAGACCAGAGAGCUUCAAAAGAAGCCUGCGACUGAUGGUGGAGCGCGCAAAGAAACCUGCCGUCAUCACCGGCCUCAAAAUGUUCCGUCUGUCUUUAGCUACAUUUACAUCGAUCCGAAGUUACACGUCAGCUUUAGAAUGGAACAAUGGAAAGAUGCGCUCCAAAGGGAAUAAGGGAUGA
Molecule: messenger RNA, 630 nt
Organism: Diatraea saccharalis (sugarcane borer)
Lineage: Eukaryota; Metazoa; Arthropoda; Insecta; Lepidoptera; Crambidae
Source: the annotation of a GenBank genome assembly